This is a messenger RNA of Anneissia japonica, 9978 nucleotides long. Its product is annotated as trinucleotide repeat-containing gene 6C protein-like. Lineage: Eukaryota; Metazoa; Echinodermata; Crinoidea; Comatulida; Comatulidae. Bases 125 to 5902 code for a protein of 1925 amino acids. Gene Ontology annotation, molecular function: protein binding. Gene Ontology annotation, biological process: miRNA-mediated post-transcriptional gene silencing; positive regulation of nuclear-transcribed mRNA poly(A) tail shortening. Gene Ontology annotation, cellular component: P-body; nucleoplasm. The transcript has 17 exons. The record is from RefSeq and is a predicted model, not a curated record.
CGACACCAACGUCAUUUUCAAGCGGGCUGAACGGCGUGUAUCCUGCGUGCGAUUCAAACAAAUUUUAUCUUUGGCUUUCAGCGUGGCUAAACUAGCUAAUGUUAACUGUAGUUUUGAGAUUUCUAUGGCUGAUUUUGAGAAAGACAGAAAUAAUGAAAUCUUAUUUGGGAACCUAACUUUUUCUCAACAAGAUUUGCUGUGGGCGUACAAGAAUUUAGCUUUGAACAAUCACCCAGACAGAACUGCUGAGAACACUGAUGAUGUAAGCUCUGAAAAGUUUCGCGCAAUUACAGCUGCCUUUGUUUCAAAAGCAUCAGUCGAAGAUUACGAGGACCUUGGAGAUGAGGAGGUAUUCUUCAAAGUAUUCAAGGAUGCUCUAUAUUCAAAUUCCAAUGAAUGCAGAGUGUUCCAGUUUUUUGCAUGCCAAAGCCAUCCACAGAACUCAACAACCCUUGAUAAACUCAGCUUUGAACACAUCAACCAGAACUUAGGAGAAGACCAGUUCCAGUGUUUUGUUAAUAUUAUCAAGAACCGGAGAUUAAAGCGUAAGCCAGUUCCGAACGUUUUUACCGAGUCAUUCCUUAAUCAGCUCAAGAAAACCUUGCAAAACGCCAGAGAAAAACUGAAGACUUUCAACAUAUCAACCGGAAGUAAUAUAAACAUAUCAGGUGACGUGAAUGAACCAAUCGUUAAACAGAAGUUGACUAUUGAAAAAAUAAACACUGACAGGAAUCAAGUGAUAAAGGCUGUACUGGAACCCAUAGCCAAAGAAGUAGUAGAAAGCAAAGUGCAGGUCGUUAGUCCUUGGCCCCACCAACCAGCCCUUGUACAUUCUCGACAAGUGCCUGCAUAUUUAACAUUCAACCAACUCAAUCCAAGCCAUACAAAAACCCAAGCACAAGUGAAUCAGAAUAGUAUAUCAAACAGCGCCACAGACAAGCCAAGUGAAAACACAAAAAUUGAAUGGCCAAAAAUGGCGACAGUUGAUCCCGACACUAAACCAGAGCAGGCUGCCACAAAGGCCGCUAAUGGGAUCAUAGUGGAUGGACAGGACAAAGAUGCUUGGCCGGCAAUUGGAGAAGCAACGGAUAGCCAAGUAGCCGGAGACAAACUUGCCAACAGUACAAAUAUUCAGAGUGGAAACAUGGGAACCGGGAAUAAUUUGGAUGUGAUCGCGAGUGGAGGGAAUGGGAAUGGGAAUAGUGGCAGUGGUCUGCCAAACUGUACAAGUCAACAGCAGCUCCAGCCACAGCAGUCGAGUGCAAACGCAACAAAUUGCAUGUGGAGUCAGGGAGGGGGGAGUAGCAUGGUAGGUGGUGGAGCCAACUGGAGUACCACUGCUUCAGCAAGUGGUGUCACACAAACAACACAGUUUCAUCAGGGCCCUUUCCAAUCUGGUGCUCCUCAAAGUAUGAACAAUGCCAACAAUUGCAACUUAACUCCUAAUUCUGGAUGGGGGAACCCCAACUUUGGGGAUGGUAAUGGUAACGGAGGCAAUGGUGAAUGGCCUAAAACUGGCCUGAACAAUAAUCAAAAUAAUGGGCCGAACAAUGAGAAUGGAAAUGGAGUCGCGAGACAGAAUAAUGGACAGCCAGUUAGCAUGAAUCAGCAGAUGCCUCCGAGCUCUGCUGGAGGGGCAUCCAUAAACUCUGGCUUUAACUCUGGUGCUAAUAUUCCUGGCAUGAAUGCCAACAAUCAGCAGUGGAAUAUGCCUCCUGGAUUUAACUCUGGAAACCAAGCAGGAUGGAAUAAUAAUAGCUGCAAACCUGAUGGAGGCAAUGGUAGAAGUGACAAUGGUAAUGGUGGAGAUGGUGUUGGUAAUGCCGGUGGUGGUAAUGCCUGGCAAAACUCUGGGUCAUCGUGGAAUACACGAUCAAAUUCCCAGAACAUGCCAGGAUCAAAUAAUUGGGGUGCUCCCAACUCCAAUUUUGACAAUAUUGGGGGAAGUGGCAAUAAUUCCUCAGGAUGGGGCUCUGCCCCUAACCCACAGGGUCCACCCACAUCUGCUGCUGGCAGUCGGGUGCAAGGGUGGGGGGACAAUUCCAGCCAACAUUCUAUGGGAUGGAAUAAUUCCAGUAUAACUUCAAAUCCUAACUCCAGUGGAAAUAAUUCAUCUGGCUGGGGUAAUAACAGCCCAAAUACCAGUGGGCCAUGGGGUGGUCAGAGUGCUGUAACCACCCCUACUUCAAAUCCAGGCUCUCAGCCACUAACAGAUUCCAAUUCGGGACAGGGUAAUUAUUCAGGAGGAUGGGGCAAUAACUCGAAACCAACCCAACAAUGGGGAAAUCAAAACCCAAAUGGUCAGGGAUGGAACAACUCCAGAGGGGGUGGGUCUGGCUGGGGAAAUCCUGGUCCUAACAAAGAACCCAACCCCCAACAAUCCAGUGCUGGGGAUAGUCAAGGAACGGGAUGGGGACAGCCAAGGAACACGCCUCCAAGUGUGGAUUCCGGUGCAAACAACUCUUGGGGUAAUACCCCAAAAAUGAGUCAGGCUGUCCAGCAACGUGUCAACUCCAAUGACGGAUGGGGUAAGACCCCCAUUAAGCAAAAUGUUCGCUGGGAAGCUGCCGGUACCGCUAGCAAUUCAGGAUCCGGAUGGAAAGAUGCUGGCCAGCCUCCACAUACUCCAACUGCAUGGGGUGGUGAUAAUAAACCAGCUUGGGGAAAUGCAGACAACAAAUCAGGAUGGGGACAACAGGGUGGUGGACAACAGCAGCAGCAGCAGCAACAACAGCAGCAGCAGCAGCAGCAACAACAACAACAACAACAGCAGCAGCAGCAGCAGCAACAACAGCAACAAGGACCACAAGCAUCAACAUGGGGGAGUACUAAUGUAUCCUCUCAACCAUCUACACCUUCUGCUUGGAGCAAGCCUCCAGCCACAUCUGGAAAUUCACAGUGGGGAGCACAGCCACCAAAUAAAAACUCUUCUCAGUGGGGCAACUCAUCUGGUGGUGGUAUCUCUCAGUGGAACAAUCCCAACACACAGCAGUCAUCAUCCCAGUGGAACAAUCAGCAAAGAGGACAACAACCAAGACCCGGGAAUGGUAAUCCUAGUCCCAAUCCCGGCCCAAGGGGUGGCAAUGGUGGUGGUACUGCUACACCUGGAAAUCCAACAAAUAAGCCAAUUGGAGGAGCCUGGGGCUCCUGGGGCAAUGAUCCUCAAAGCCAAACCGGAGCCACAGGCGGUGCUUCCGGAACUGCUGCUCUUCCAGAGAAAACAUACGGAUCCGGAUGGAAAGGACCCACACCAAACGUCACUGUGCCUAAAACAGCAACUGGAUGGGGCGAUCCAACUCCACCAAAGCAAAGCAAAGUAGAUGAUGGAACUUACAUUUGGGGAGACCCUACUCAACACAACAUGAACAUGUCGGCAAUCAACCGCAAGAAUGCUCUUCGCCGAGGGAGUACAAGCCAGCCAAACAGUACUAUGCAAUCUCAACAAUUUGUAAGUGCCCCACCUGGCCCACCGGGCACGCCAGUACAACCGAAUGCACCACAAGGUGGUUUUAAUGCCCCGAAGCCAGAUGCAGGACCAAGCCGAGGUGACUGGGGUGCUGCCCCUCAGAAACCUGGAUGGGGUAGUGGUGGUAACAAAAUGACAGAGGGAGGAUCUUCUUCUUGGGGGCACCCACCUGGGCAACAGUCCAAAGGCCCAGGAUGGGGUAACCCACAGGGUACUGGAUCUGAUUGGGGAAACUCUGGAGGAAGUAAUGCUGGCAGUACUUUCAAGGAACCUAUGCAAACAGGCUGGGGAGGUAGUGGAAACGGAGAAGAAGCAUCUGGACAAACUGGCAACAUUGGCAGCAUGUGGGGAGGUGCUGCUGCCGGUAGUCGUGGAGAUGAAGAGUGGGAAACACACUCCCAGGGUAGUGAAGCCUCAGUUGGAAGUGGAGGACAUCGUCACAUGUGGAAUAAACAAAAGGAAUCCAAAAUUAAACAACUUAUGGAAAUGGGACUAAAGCGAGAGGAAGCUGAAAUGCACUUGAAAACCAAUAGCACUGAUAUUAAUGCUGCCAUGCGGGAACUGAGCAGCAAAAUGCCAAACCAAAUUGACGGAACAUCCAGCAAUAAUAUUGACCUAGAUCUGACCAAAGACUUCAGCCAGAUGAUGCUAAAUGAAAAGAGUAUCAAUGACCCCAAAUUUGUAGGGGGAAACGAGAAUCCACCGGUACAACCCACCUCAUCUUUCAAUCCGUCCCGUCCUAUGACUUCGCCAAUGAUGCCAAACGCACAAGGUGGAGUCAGUAAAGGGUUCAACCAAAGUAACAUGUCACCAAACUACGGAAUGCCGCAGCCUCGUGGCCAGCAACACCAACAACAACAAGGAUUCCAGCAGCUACCGAGCAAACAGCCACGGCCACCUCUCAAUACACAACAGAUCUUACAGCUUGCUGUGCAAGCUGGCUUGAUCAACCAGAGCCUUCUUAAUCAGCACCUCACACACCAGCAAUUGAUGACCGUCUUCCAGUUGAUUCAGCAACGCUACGGCCAGCUUGUCCAACAGCAGAUGAUUCAGGGUCAGAACAGAGCUGGAAUUGGUGUCAAUCCAACAUCUCGCCAACAGCAGGAGCUACUCGCCCGCCUUAACGUAGUCCAGCAACAACUCAUACAACAGCAGCUGCAACAACAGCAGCAGCAACGGGUAUCCAACAAGUACAGUCGCAACAAGUUGGCAAGCGACUCUGACGUAUUCACUUCUUCAGACAGCGAUCUUGGACCUUCACAAUCUCGUUCUCGCUUCAAAGAUUUCUUUUCAAAAAACAAUGAGUCAAAUUUUGGUUUGUUGCCUGCAGGCUCUGACAACCAAAGUGAAAGCAGCUGGUCUCACAGCAAAUCACCCACACCACCAGAAAGCCUUCCUCAAAGUGCUGAUUCAACCAUCUCUGACCCAACUUGGAGCUUUCCUGAACCUGGCCCAGAUAUUCCUGAUUUUGGACCUCCAGAAUUUAAACCUGGUGUUCCAUGGAAGCCGCGUACAAAAGAUGUGGAGAAUGAUCCUGAUGCUACACCAGGAAGUGUCAAUGGAAGUCUUUUCAGUAGCAGCAUUAGUAGCAUAGGAUCAAAGACUCCAGGCCGUGGAAGGGAAACUGAUAUUUCUGGCAUUCUCACCAAACCUAUGCAGCCAAAUUUAAGCAGUGGCUGGUCUGGAACUGGAGCAGCAGGCAACACAGCAGCCUGGAGUGCAGUAAAUCCCUCCACUAAACGUCCACCAGUAUGGAGUGGAGGCAGUUACGAUGAACAGCAGGUUUAUCCACCAACCGCCCUCACCAACCAACUUUGGAAUGUGCCUUUGACUAGAAACAACACUUUGUCCCGUCCUCCUCCAGGUUAUGGAGGUGGCAAUGUUAACCGAAGCACAUCCUGGCCUGCGGGUGGAUCUCGUUCUUGGGAAACUGGAAAUCGUGGUGCUGGUGGUAGCAGUGGUGGAGGCUGGUCAUCAGGCAACAACUUUGGUGCAAGCAGUCAUUGCCUUAUUUUGAAGAAUAUUAACCAAGAUCAGAUGGAGAGUCUGUCGAAGUUGUGUGUCCAAUUUGGGCAGAUGGACAUGUUCCAGGUGAACCCACAGCAACGCGCUGUAAUGGUGCGUUAUCGCAAACCGGAAGAGGCUUUACGCGCUCAGCGAGGGCUUCUCAGUGCCAAUAUUAGCGUCACCUUGGCUUUCGAUGAUUCUGCAGGGCCUAUGAAUACUGCUCCGGCCCAGCUGAAGACGGGGGGAUUUACUGGCAACCAGUGGAGUGUUCCUUCCCAAGGUAUUAAUUCCAGCUUUGGUGGCAGCCAGAUGUGGUCCAACGGUGGCGGCGGAGGGGGAAACUGGGCGACUGGUGGACUUGACUCAGACCCUACUAUGGGUUUUCUACCUAAUGAUUUACUAGCUGAUGGUAUGGGAUCAACUAUAUAAAGUUAGAUAAAAUUUUUGACUACCUUUGUUUGAUAUGGAAAUAUUAUAUUACAUAGCGUUGUUUUAUUUUUAUUUGAGUGAUUAUGAUAGAGUGUAUGUUUUUGACGGGUGUGUGUACCAGCCGUGGCAGACACUAGAAACGCCUUGCUGAGGGACUUAUGUGAACCUUUUGACCGAUUGGUUUUUUUUUUUUUCGGUCUUUUCAUGGAGUGCUGGAAAAUAGCAAUGUGCAAUUGUUGGAGAUUCUGGUUUUGAAGAAUACAGCAGAUACACCUUACGAAAGAUAACUUCUCUUUUUAAAGGGUUUUUCCUUUUUUUACAAUUAGAUAAGAAGUUUAUUGUUAUAAGAAAAAAAAAAUUAAAAGACUGAAAAAAAAAACAACAAACACAAUGAAAUGCCACGAAAGAUUGUCUCGUGCUUUAAGUAGUUUAGACUCGGUGCUAUUAUUGCUGAAUGCUUAACAUGAAGAAAUGGAUUCAUGUGAAACUGCUCUUUGUCUCAAGAUAGACAAGUCAGUUGUUUUAGAAUAAGUUGUUUUGAUAUCGAAAAUAUGUAUUUGCAUGACUAUAACGUUUUUAUCGUUUUCAAUCGGUGUGAUAUGUUUUUAUUCUUUUUGGACAGUAACAUUAUCUUAGGUCAGGUCACAUAAUUAAUGUUUCUUAAAGCCUGAAUUAUAUCUAUUAAGAUGUUUAAAUUAUUAAUUUGUUUUUAUUUAAUUACUUUCUAUCUUUAUUGCCAGCGUGUACAAUUAUGUUUGUUUUGGAAUUAUUUUUGGAAGUGCAAUUUUUCAAGCUGAGUAAGUUAAAGUGGAGUGCACAUAUUCUUCCACAGUUUACUUGCGAUUUUUUCCAUUGAACUUGUGUUGCCUGGCUGAUGGACUCUCAUAUGAACCAAGUUAAGUUUGUGUCUUUCACGAAAGAAAACCUAAAGAAAGAUAUAAAUUAAAAAAAGUAAAAAAAUAAAAAAAAAUGAAUUGAUAAUUAAGAUAACCAAACCAUUAUCAAACUUGUAUUUUGGAUAAAAUGUAUAGUAUUCUCUCACCAAGGACUCCUUUAUAUAAUGAUGGUGUUGAUAGUUUUAGAUAGGUUGUACUACCGCACCUGUACGUUUUUGUGUUUGUUUUACUCAUUUUCAAGAUGUGCCUAUAUAAUGAUCAGUUUUUUUUAGUGCAAACUUGACAAUAAUUAUGUCCAGAUAGAUAAAGAUAUGGAGAUGUCUCCAUCUAAUGUUCCAUACUGUUACUAUGUAUGCAAAUUUUUUGAAGUCAAUGAAUUCAUGCAAACAACUUUAUGUGCUUACAAUUUAUUCCAAAAUUUAGUGUGCAAAUUUGAAUGUAGUGGUAAGUUUUAAGAAAACCAAGAUGUCCUAGCUAGCCUUGAUUUGAUUGCCACCUCCAUUUGAAAAAAAUGAAAAUAUAUAAAGAAAAAAAAAAGGGGGUGGUUUAAUCUAUUUGAAAAAGGGGGUGUACAUAUUUAAAAUAAUGGGAUGAGUUAAGAACAUGUCUUCAGCAUUGUAUAAGUUGAUAGUUCGUGUUUCUACGUUUGAAGUCACAAAUUAUGCUCAGGUUGCUUCCGACUUGCUCUUGCAGCUGAACACUGCUUUCCGAGUUUACCGAUGAUGACGACGACGAUGACGAUGACAUUGAUAAAAUAAUCACCUUUGUCAAAUAAAGUUUAGGUUUACAUGGUGCACUUGCAUGCUUCUGGGAGAUUGAGAACAAAAAACAAAAAAAUAAAAACUGAAAAUAUAAAAAAAAAUAUUAAAAAGUGUAAAAAAUAUAUAAAAAAUAUAUACAGAAGUGCAAGAAGUUAAAAAGUAUUUCUAUGGGAUUACGGGUCAGGGUUUCAUGGGUUGGGGGUUGGGGACGACUACCCACGUAGUCACACUCAAUGAUAUUUGCCAAUGGGAAUAGGGGUGGGAUGGGUUGGGAAAAAAAUAUUAAAAACUCCCUCCCAGUAGCAAGCAAGAAUAUAACCUCUUUCAUAUAUAAUAUAUAUAUAAUAUAUAAUAUAUAUGUCCGGUUAAUAGAAGUACCUAAAGCACAGAAUGAGGGUGGUUAAAUGCUGCUGUUUAAGUACUAUAUCAGCUAGAAUGAAAAGGGUAUUGAUGUAAUGGCUGUGAUUAGAAAGCUAUUUGUUGGGGAGUUUGUUCUUAAUAUUAAAAAGCCAGAAAAAAAAAAAGAAUCUGCAAAUGAACGAAUCUGAAAUGUCUGCUGUUAUGUAUCUUUUCCAUAGUUGUAGUGUUAUGUUCAUGUAAGGCAGUGAUUUUUAUUUAAUACACACAAGUUAAUAAUUGUGUUUUUGCUACUCAAAGAGUAUUAUUAAAGACCAAUGGUCAUUAUAUUUGCUAACUUAGAAAUUUAAUUAAAAAACAUCCCACAUAAUAUUGUGGUUUUUUUAAAAUAAAGAAAUACAGAAUAAUUAUUAUUGUAUUAUUAUUCAACACUAAUAUAUAUUAUGUGAUUUGUUGGGGUUUUCUUUCUUAUCUCUGAUUCAAUGUACAGUACUCCCAUAUAAUUGUUUACUUACAUGUUAAUUAAUGAUUCCGUUAUUAAUGGGCAAUUUAUAUGCCACACAAUUGUGGCUGUAUGUAGCUAUGUAAUUCAAACUUAUGCAAGGUUCUGAUUGUGUUGUAUAUUUGUUGCGUAGCACUGACUUUUAAUAAGAGAGCUCUAAUAGUUGGCUAAAGUUUUUGAUAUAUCAUUGAUAUUAAUAUUAUUAUUAUUAUUACAAAUUAAGUUAGAAUUUAACUUAUCCAACACUCUUUAUGGGUAAUUUUCAUUGUGUGCAAACUGUGUUUAUGUUGUGAAGGAAUUAAAAAAAAAACCUUUUAAGAAUUAAAGAAAACUUUUGAAAAAAAAGAGAGGAAAAGAAAAAUUGUUACCUAGUACAGUGUUAAAUCUGAAGUCGUUUCACCCACUUACAAAGAAGUUUAAAGAAUGCCAAAGAUGUAGGCUCUAUCUAAGUUCACACACGAUGUAGUGUUAACCUGCCAAUGUUAGAACAUAACAUUUUAUUUCAUUGGAAUAAUUUUUGUUUAUCUUAAGACAUGUAAUUAUCACAAGCAUUGUUUUUUUUCAAAAGGUUUAUUUGUUACUAAACAUUUAAAAUAUAAAAAUAAGAUGAUUUAUUGGUAGGUUCGUUUUGAACUCUAACCUCUUUAUACUUAAGUGGCAUUGUUUUUGGUACUGUAGUGUUGACAAAAAAUAAUCAUUGCAAAAACAGUAGGGUUAAUUCCGAGGACAGGACCAAUUGUCAUAAUCAACGUUGAUGUUGUUUGUUGUUGUUUGUUGUUGAAAUAGAAGAGAAGUAUCAUACCAUCAGUAGAGCAAUUGUAGUGCUUAAUCAAAAUUCUUCCUUCCUAAUUGUUUGAAUGUAUUUUAAUUAAGGAGUAUAGUUUAAGGGGACAAGUGGUGAUAAUAUAAGAGAGGUAUUCAUAUAGUAGUUAAGAUUUCUCAAGAAUGUGUAUACCGUACUAGAAAACCACCUAUAUGGUGAAAGUAAUCUAAGAGAUUGUAUCUGACAUACUGUAGCCAAUGAACUGUGAAAUAUUGAAUUCGUAUCAACAAUCGUUUUCUUUAAGAACGCAAAGAUUUUACAAUAUAGUUUUUGACAUAGCUGAUUUAUUGGGACAUUAUAAAAAGUAACAUAAAAUUUGUAAAAAGACAAAAAAAAAAUAUACCAUUUGCAAUCAUGGUUAGAUAAUAGAAUGAUAUAGAUUUAACCAAGCAAUGGGUUUGUCUUGGCUUUAGUCAAGUUUUUGGUUUAUCUUAUCUUCCAUAUUCAGCAAGUAUUAAUAAUAAGUAAAUAUUAAGUGUGUGAAUAAGGAGCAUAAUGUGAUGUGGUUUGAAUACUUCACUGGUCAGACGUUUCUACUAAGCAAUUAACUCGUAAUGAAAAAAAUAAAACAAAACAAUAGUUGACUACCUUAAAUAUACAAAGCUUUUAUUGUGUGUGUAAGAUCUUUGUUUAUGUGUUCGCUGUACUACUUAGCAAGCAAUGUUAGUGAUACUAUAACCAUGAAAACAGCUUAACAAGGAGGAUUAAACGGAAUAUCUGGUGUUAGUGCCUUCAAA